GUCAGGAUUGUUGAGAACGGAGUUGCAUGGUCCUAAGGUUUGCAAGCCAGAGGGCCCGCCGUCAGAAACGACGCUGCGGAUCGAAAGGAAGUUGCUGUCCGCAGACAAGAUGAUGGUGCAGCUGCAGAUCGUAGAUGAGGAGGUGAAGGAUGUGUCGCAAUGCAUUUACUGCAGGACUGCAGCAACCUCGACGACAGGGCCGUCGCCUGUGUCAUUCCUUCGUGUGCACGGGCGGCCACUGAAAACACUUGAGGAUCGUUUGACUGUGCUGGAUAAGGUCGGCCAGUUGGUUGCCGACAGCUGCGAGGAAAUCAGCCAGGCGCAGGCAACGGAUCGGGUUGUGCCUGAGAAGUUUCAUGGUUCUGCAAAGAUGAUCUUGGGGGGCAUUGCUUUCUACAAGAGCUUGCUGCCGGAGUGGGUGAAGCCGGAGCCUGUGGAAGACCUCGUCCCAGUUCCGUUGAAAGCAGGUGUGGAGGCGGAGUGGGCGAUAUACAAUGAGCCCAAAGGGGUUUGUGUCAACAUCACGCCCUGGAAUGCCCCGGCCACCAUCAGUUUGGCCAAUGCUAUUUCAAUGCUGGCGGCUGGGAAUCAUGUUGUUAUCAAACCCCCGGAGCUGGUUCCUACUGUUUCGGCAGUCCUGCGGCGUCUCUGUCAAAGGUACCUGAGUGGCUAUGUGUGGGUCGAGGAGGGCGGAAAGGAGGUUGUCGAAAGGCUCAUUGAUGAAGGAGCUGAUCAUGUGUCCUUCACCGGCGGCGGCGAGAUUGCCAAGAUCGUGGCUGCUCGCUGUGGCCAGAUGUUGACCCCGAUGACUCUGGAGCUUGGCGGGAAGAGUCCGGCAUUUGUAGAUGCUGGGUUGGACGAGGGCAUGCUGCGCAGCAUCGUCCAAGAAAUUUUGGAGACCAAG
Messenger RNA from Symbiodinium necroappetens, 904 nucleotides. The record is from the annotation of a GenBank genome assembly. NCBI's taxonomy places the organism in Eukaryota, Dinophyceae, Suessiales, Symbiodiniaceae.